Aquila chrysaetos chrysaetos is the source of this 4338-nucleotide messenger RNA. RefSeq names its product zinc finger protein 541 (gene ZNF541). NCBI's taxonomy places the organism in Eukaryota, Metazoa, Chordata, Aves, Accipitriformes, Accipitridae. Gene Ontology annotation, molecular function: transcription corepressor activity. Gene Ontology annotation, biological process: regulation of transcription by RNA polymerase II; negative regulation of DNA-templated transcription. Gene Ontology annotation, cellular component: histone deacetylase complex; transcription regulator complex. The record is from RefSeq and is a predicted model, not a curated record.
UGUCCUCACACCCUCAAGUUUUGCUCUAGGUGGAAAGGAGUCCACCUUUAACUGGCCGUGAAUUCAGCAGCAGGCAUGGACCAGUACCGCUUCGGCAAUGAGAAUGCUGUUCAUUUGGAGAUGCAUCUCCCUGGAUUUUCUGAAAGCCAGGGGCUGGUCUGUAGCGAGGCUCUCAACCAUGAUUUGUGCCUAAAUGCAAAAGACAUGACGUAUGUGGGGCUGAGCGGCUUGGACGUGGUGCCUGACCUUCCGGCCAUGGAUGCGGCCAGCCACAUUCUGGAGGCCAACUUGAACGUGCUCUCUCUGUAUCCGGUGAAGGACUGCGCCUCUGUUCAGCUCCUCGAUGAGGCCCACUCGCAGCCCUUGCAGCACGAGCCGGGGCUUCCCACGCUGACGGCACCAGAGGAGCCUGGAGGAGGAGGCAGACCUGCAAGGAGAGGAAAGCGUCCCCUCGGCUCUCCUCAGACCUCGCUGCCGGGCUGCAGCCACUGCGGGAAGGUGUUCAGCAGUGCCAGCGCUCUCAGCAAACACUGCCUGACUCACAGCCAGAAACGGGAACACGUCUGUACCAUCUGCAGCAAAGCCUUUAAACGGCCGGACCACCUGAGCGGGCACAUGUUGACGCAUCAGAAAAUAAAACCUUUUGUGUGCUUGGAACGAGACUGCAAUAAGAGUUACUGUGAUCACCGUUCGCUGCGCCGGCAUUACCAACUGCAGCACAGCUUGUGCGGCUUGAAGCAGCCUCCUAAGGAGGGUGCCAGGGAGCAAUCCCCACUUCUUCCCAGUCCGUAUAUCCAAGGCAGCGGGAAAUCGGUGGAUGGACUGACUGCACGCUCCGAGUCAGGCUCUUUCCCACCCAAAAGAGACCUGCUGAGGUGUGCUGUCAACAGCUUUGCAAAUCAGAAGCUUCCCUUGGCUGCCUUGCCCUCUGCAGAGCACGCGGUUGCUGCCUUCCCAGAUUCCUCCCCAGCCAGCCAGGCCUCUUGCCUUGCAUCUAACAGCAGUGGAUAUUCGGAGGCUGCGGGUGACAAUAUAUCGAAGGAUCGCCUCUCGUGCCAACAGAGUGCCGCUUCUUCCAACAUCUGUGCCGUAAUAAAUCCUGGCAACGUCUCCAUGAUUGCGCCGGGCAAGAAUGUAGUUACCAAUCUGACCAGUAGGUCUUUUAUUUCAGAAGCCCAGCUCCCCUCAGAGCCUGCGGGGCUGCAGUGUUGUCCCAGCAGCACCCUGCCUUGUUUUCCUGUGUUCAGAGGGCAGAAGCUGCCUGCAAACCAGUUGAGCAGUAACUUUCAGUGGAUAAGAAACGUGCCGGUUUGCGCUGAACCCAAAAGGAAUAACAUCUGCCUCGCUCGCAAGUCACCUGUUGCAGUGCAGGGUAUUUCAGAGGAGUUAGCUGGACCUUCCUGCACGUUCUCAGCUGCGUACGAGUGUUCGGAUGCUUUGUCUUUCCCCAUUGCGCCUUUUAAAGCUGAAGAGGAUGUGCCGAGCAAGUCAGCCCUCCCUUGUUUUGAGGAAGCCUUUCAGUUGGCGAAAACCCACAACUCCCACCCGUGGGAGAAUGCCAGGGAGUUGAGUUUUCCAGAGGUUCAGAAGUGCAGCGCUCUGCAGAGCAAGACCGGACAGCUCUUCUCGAAAGCCCAGGAACCUGCUGCGUGCCCAGAGCCACUGCAGGUGCAGCAGCACUUCUUUCAGGUGACCCCCAAGUCUCAGCAGGUCCUGUCUCGCCCUCCUGAGGCUGAGCACUCGGCAGCAAACCCCCUCCAAGCCGGGUUUCGGCAGCAGCCGCCCGUCUUGGCUCCCCAGCUUCCGCAGCCGAUGGAGUACGAGGGGCCUUCCACGUACCUCCAAAAGGCCAUCCCCCAGUUCCAGGGCAUUUUGUCAGGCGGGGAGAAACAAGGACUGCAGCCAGCACCCUUGAAAGAAUAUGUGGGAUUAAGAGACUCGUCUGUUCCUAGUCAGCCCCAGUAUGUGGUGCCUGGAAGCACGGCAGGAAGCCACUCUUCUGGGAGGUCGAAUCAGCUAGAAAACAAGGCUUCUGCACUUAAAGAGAAGAGUAAAGAUGGUAGCGCAGAGACAGGUGGGAAGCCGCCAGUGGGUGCUGCCUGGUCUUGGCGUCUGCCUGCCAUCCGCAGAGAGAAGCUGACAUCGGGGCUGAGCGGCGCAGCUCCUCCGAGUCAGGUGGCCAUGGCGUCCUUCUCUUCGGCUCCUGCGGCCAGUGGGACGCGCCGGCUGACCAUUUUCAACAGGAUUCAAGGUGGAAAUAUUUACAGACUCGCUAACGCAGCAAAGGAAGAAAACUUGCCAGCUGGGUGCAAUAAGACCGGUGCUGCUCCUGCUGACGGCAGCAGCUGCGAAAGUGGCUUUCUCCACAAGAACUGCGGUCAGCUGUUCCAUACUGAGAAUGGUCUGGAGAGCCAUAGGUGUUUUCAUAGUGAACAAUGGCAUUUACCACAAAGGAAGGAAGAACAGCAGGUGUGUGAUGCGGGAGACGUAAAUGCUCAGAAACUGUCACUCGAGGCAGCAGGAGAUGGAAACUGUCCCUCAAAACCUGAGAUGCCUUUAGAGGACCUAACAGUGGCUCCUCUGGUGAUUCCUGUCUCUGUACCAGUGAUGGCUGUGAACUUGCAAGCAGGGAACAAGGUGGGUGGUGACUGCAUUCCUCAAUCUGCACACAAGUUUUGGAAUUUGGUGUUCAUUAUGGUGCUCAGAAUAAUAAGUCAUGACACAGACAGUCUAGAGGAAAACCAGAUAAAAAUCCUAUGCAACUUCAAACUUUCUUCUAUAUGUUUUUCAUGUGCCUUGAACUUGUUCCCCUUCUCUUCUGUGAUAAACAGGGAUUUGAUGGUUUGUUUGGAAUUGUUUGUCCAGGUUACUGAAAAGGAAAGCCCAGAUGGGAAGGACCUCAAGGAAAGCUUGCACCAGAAAAAGAGAAAGAGGCAAAUGCGGCCAAAAUCGCUUUUUAUCCCACCUCUGCCAGUCCCUGAAGACCAGCCGGGGGUGGGAGGGUGUUACCAGAGUAACCUUCGUUCACCCGUGUUCCUGGUGGAUCAUCUCCUGAGAGACUUGUUCCAGUCCUCUCCUUACACGCCGCCUCCGAUGCUCAGCCCCAUGCGGGAAGGAUCAGGCCUCUAUUUCAGCACUUGCUGCUCUUCCUCUGCUAGCGGUGAUCCCAACCAGCUGUUCAGUGCUGGUUUAGGCAGAAUGGACAGGGACUUUGGAUUUUGUCUGAUGAAGGACAACACAAAAAUCAGCAUUCAGCCACGCAUCAACGUUGGAAGUCAAUUUCAGGCAGAGGUGCCAAACCUCCGCGAUAGAUCGGAUUUGGAAGAGAAUGAAGAGGCAGCAUCGUUGGUGUGGAAGCCCUGGGGAGACAUCGCAACUAACCUGGAAACACAGGACAGAGUAACAGAACUGCUCAACUUGGCCUGCUCCAGUGUCAUGCCGGGGGGAGGAACGAACCUAGAGCUAGCCUUGCAUUGCCUGCAUGAAGCACAAGGCAACGUUAUGGAGGCUCUGGAGAUGCUGCUUUCGGGUGGGCCUCAGAAAUCUGAAUCCCAUCCUCUGGCUAAUUAUCAUUACACAGGUUCAGAUACUUGGACACCUCUUGAGAAGGAGUUGUUUAAAAAGGCUUUUUCUGUACACAAGAAGGAUUUUCACCUGAUACAGAAGAAGAUUCAGAGUAAGAGUGUGUCCCAGUGUGUUGAAUAUUACUACACCUGGAAAAAAAAAAUUGCAUUUGGCCGCAAUCGAGCUCAAGUAAUAGGAAAAAGGGUCAAGAGAGUCAAGGAUGAGAUGGAAGAGACUGAAAAAAAGGUUGUUGGCAGCCCAAAGAAGAGGCGCCGUUCUCUGCCUAAGGAAAGCACGAAGAUAAAGCAGAAGAGUUAUAAAAGGAUGCCCCGCAGCAGAGGCAGUCCAUCCUGCGGUCUGAAUGAGUCUCCACACCAGGCUGGAAGUGCAGACCAGCAGGGUGUAUUUCCGUGCAAAGUGUGCAAAAGGGUGUUUGACAAGGUAAAAGGUAGGAACGCUCAUAUGAAAAGCCAUCGCGCACAGAAGCAGGUAGAGCCUGUCCUGGGGAUUAAAUGGCCCUCGAAGCAUUUUAAAAUCCGAAUGCAAAUGUUUCCUUCGUUCUGCUACCGCAAAAUACAAGGAACCGGCUUUUGCCGUCCGGUUCCCGUUCGGACAUCCCCCAAUGUGCUGUCCCAGGCGACGUUAGCUCCGCAGAGCCCCAGCGUCCUCCGGGCCACGCUCCGCUCGCGGGUAUUGGAAAACAGCGCGCUGUGGUCGAGGAACGUGGUAUUUGUGGGUGUUGGCACGACCGUGUCUUGUAUCCAUGUGGGAUAA